AGAGAAGAUUUUGUACACUCUAUUCUACAGUGUGUACGCCAGUACAGACUAGCAUAAGCUAUUGAAUUUGCUGUUUUAUUUUAAUGUGUAGAAAGUUUAACUAAAGUGCAUCUAAACAGAACAAGUCUGUCGUGUUACUGUUGAUUUAACGUACGCAUGCGCGUUAAAUGAUUACGUUUUUCCAGAUUAACUUGAGUGCUUGCCAGCUCACUUUUACGAAUGCAUGAUUCGGUUCACGCGUUCCCGUGACAACACGCGUUUCCGUGAGUGAAACGAGCAACGCGACAUAAGCAGACAGGGCGCAGCGAGUACAGUAACGACGGUUUCGUCAGUGCAGCACACACGCUUCGUCGCCAUCGAUGACGUCAGCUGCCGUCUUGCGAUAUGGAGUCCAUCAGAAAAUGGUUUUACAAACCUAAGAAGGAUGACACUAGUCUACUGGCUCAGUUCUUUUAUGCUGAUGAGUCGUUGAACACGGUUGCUUGUGAAUUGGACUCUUUUGACGGCCGCCAGGAGCCAGAAAGAUGCACGUCGCUGGUGAAUCAGUUGCGACACUGUCAAGACAAAGUGCUGACGAUCUGCAAUCAGAUUAUGGAUGACCUGAUCCCAGAGAGCAGAGCCAACCGGGAUUUUAGAGCAAAGUUUCCUGAUGAUGUUAUGCAGGAGAAUCUGGCCGGACAAUUGUGGUUCGGCGCAGAGUGUUUAGCGGCUGGUUCAUCAAUUAUGAACAGAGAGGCUGAAAGCUCAGCUAUGAGACCAUUAGCAAAAGCUCUCACUAAGUCGCUAGAAAUCGUCAGGAACCUACUAAGAGAACACGCACUCAAAGGUCACAUGAAUCUGAAGUAUCUUUCUCAGACGCAAAAUCCACUCGAACCGUCUCUGGAAAAGCUUGUGGAAUCCUUGAAGAUUUUCGACCGACUUUUCGCUGAUUUUGAAUUAUGUUAUGUCGGCGCCAUGGUGCCGGUGAAAUCGACAAAGGAAUAUGAACAGCAAGAACUCGUAUGUGUGUUGUUUUCGGAAACUUUACAACGAGCGCUUGAACGUGGUCUGUUGAACCAAGCAGACGUGGAUAACUAUGAGCCAGCUUUGAUGUUCACCAUUCCUCGUCUAGCCAUUGUUUCUGGACUUUUAGCCCCGCCUGGAGGACCGUUGUGCCUCAAUUCGCCUGAUACUAUAAGCGAGAUGUUUAGACCGUUUAGGACCCUUCUCGUUAAGAUAAGAGAACUACUGUGGACAUUAAAUAACAAUGAGUUAUACAUGCUGGAGAAAUUAUUGUGCUCGAGCGAAGAGCCAUCAAGCUCGAUAAUACGGUCAACAAAAUCGGCGCGCCAAGAUAUGGAGCAGUUUGCCUAUAAUUUUUAUACCGGUUACUCCAAUUGUAAAGAAUUUAUCGCAGACUUUUAUACCGUGACGAAAAACGCAGGCAACAAUAUGGAUGAGGUAGCGAGCGAUGCAGUUAAGUCGUUAGACGAAGAAAGCGGUAAAAUGACCGAUCAACCUGUGACGAUCAAGGAUGACGAACAGGACAAAGAGGGCUCUAAGGCAGAAAAGAACACGGAUACGGAAAGUAGGCACGAAGACUUAAACUUAUCUUUAGGCGGAUGUGAUAAUAACAUAACGUGUAAUAGCAGUGAGAAGACCCAAAGCGACGAAGAAAAGGUUGAUGAACAAGAACCAUACGGACGAGAAAAACUCUCGGUUAUUUGUUUGCGCAACGACAAACAAUUGCCCUGCAACCAUGAUUCCGUUUCCGAUUGCGAUACAACACAUGAAAACAACAGCAGUGACAAGAGCUUUGACUCGAUAGUAGAUGAUGGCAACACAACGACAAAAUUGGAUGUAGCGGGAAAUAGUAUUUCAAAUAACAUCCAAGAUACGAUAACUAACGUGCGGGAUAAUGAAGAGGACUUCAUUACUCCUAGCAUGACUCAGAUGUUCGAAGACACCGAUAACAUUGACAUUCCUCAGACUACUCAGUAUCUGCUUAAUCAGGUUACUUGCGAAAAUGCUUCCAUUAUGAAUGACAACGCGGCCGCGCACAUACAGAGUUCUCUACCCGAUCUGGAUUCCAAGAAACUCAUCUCGGAAGCAAAUAAAACUCUCUCGAACUUUUUACUGGAUGUCGCUGGCGAGUGCCAGAACGAAAUAUCGGAGCAAACCGACUCCGGAAUAUGUACAGUAAUCUCAUCUGAGAACACAAGUCUGUACGACAAGAGUCCAGAGGAAAAGAAAACUUUCGCCGAGAUUCAACGAAACGAAGAGGAGAGACGCGUGUCCGACGAGGAAGAUGAUACACAGGAGAACACUAGUUACUCCUGUUCGAAUCUGAAUUCGCCUAAAAGAAGAAACUCCGCCGUCGUUUCAGAGAAGUGCGUCUGUGGCAUGAGAAGCAAAAGCGCGAUCGCGCCAUUAGAUCAUUCAAUCGAGGUGUCCAGUUUGCAUGCAAAUACUGGAGAGACGCCCGGCAAGAACAUUCCACGAAUAUCGUCAAACUUCGACGGCACUAACGAGGAGUUUAUUGGCAUAGCGUACGGUAAUGGCAACGUGACGCUUUGCAGCUCCAAUCAGUCUACCUUUCAGAUCAAUUAUUCCGAAAACUGGGAGAAUCUUAAUCUAAACAUUGACGCGUCAAGCUCUAGAAAAGAAUUCUGGGGUGACCUGAAGUGUGAAAACUGCCCGUCCACUUCCCAGAGUAUCGACAGGAUAGGCAAUACAAUUGAGAAGUAUACACAGGAUAAAAGCAAAACGAGAGACGAGAGACAGCGGCGACGACAUCACCAGCACAAACUGGAUCGAAACACGCAGAGAAUUCAUCAUAGUAGACAUCAGACAGAAAAGAGACAGAACCUGCAGAUUGUGCGAUCAGCUACGAGCACCGAAAGCUCUAGGUCAAAUUCGACGGAUCGUUGCUUAAAUUCAUCUCGAUUGGCUGGCCUUGGCGCUAGCUUGCAUCUUGGCCAAAAUACCAGACAGAUGCCGAAUUUUGGAAGUCACAGUCCGCAUAUGAGUCCUAGACUUCACCACUUUGAAUCGCCGCGUAGUAAUAUACCGGGACAACGCUGUUGUAACGUCGGCACACAAGUAAACAGAAACUCUGCGUCGCCGCAGAGCAAGAAGUUAUUGGAUCACAGAAGAUCCAAGUCCGAGCAGAUUGUUAAAACGAAGAGAAAGGACGUUGUCGAGAAAAGAGACAAGUAUGAAAAAGUGAACACGAAGAGAAAGUUAAGGAAUACAAGUUCUAAUAGUAACCUGAUGAACGACGGAUUGGGUCCGAGAACGGAUAAAAGUGGUUUAGUGACGGAAACUUCAUCCACUUCCUGCGCGACUACGCCACCACAGAACAUUCGACGUGAGUUUGCUAAUUCUGCGAGAGGCAAUAAUUCACGGAGGUCCGCGCGAUCGACGAGACUAGUCAACGCGUCCACAAUAUCACACGGCAUGUCGAGUUUAAAUUCUGAUCAAUCACUAAACUACAAUAAGACCGACAUGGUUACGAGCUCCAGCUGCUCGAGCUGUUGCGGCGAUUCUAGUUCGGAAACUAGUGAGUUCCACAGUGACUGUCAGGACGAUGAAGAGAUUGCGCUAGCAAUGCAGGCCGCCGAGAUUGCAAAUAGAAAUCAGAUCAGAGCUAAGUUUCGAUCCUCGGAAGAUUUAGUUCAUCGUCUCUUCGUCUGUAUAGCCGGUGUAGCGGAUCAGUUGCAAACGAAUUUCGCAUCCGAUCUGCGGAAUAUCUUAAAAUGCGUUUUUCUUAUGAACAGUAGCCAAAUGAUAGAAGACACAGAAUCGAAGGAUCAGAGUUCAGCUACUACGAAUCAAUCGACGUUAACGGAUAAUACGUUUAGCGAGACGAUCGAGACAGGAGAUAAUCACAAUCGGCAACAAGACUCGUUGCCGGAAUACGAGGAGGAUAUGGAAGAGACCGUUUUGACGCAUGACCGAAUUUCCCCCGUUACCGAAAGAGGAGAAGAGUGCGUAGAGAGAGCACCCGCUUGGGUGCCAGAUAACGAUGCGCCGAGAUGUAUGGCUUGUCAAGCUGGAUUCACGGUAGUGCGACGCAGACACCACUGCCGAAACUGUGGCAAGGUGUUUUGCGGUCGUUGCAGCAGCAACAACGUUCCAUUGCCUCGUUAUGGACAUACGAAGCCCGUCAGAGUGUGCAAUAGGUGUUUCUUGUAUCAAGUGACGCCGUUCACUGUUUCCCAAGUCACACCCACUAGCUGAACGUUGCUGCUGAGUCUCUUUUCGUCUCUGACCGUCUCUUAUCAAUUUCAUUAUUUUCCACUAAGUUUUCUAUAUGCGCCGGGUUGUCUGGAAAAUUUCUUUUUUUCGAUAGAUCUCCAUUUCUCACGAGAUGCAGUACUAUACUUUAUUCUUUCAUCUAUUCUUUUCGCAUAUAAACAGAAUUAAAGCGGGAGGCACGAUAGGGCAGCUCAAUUUAAAUUAUGCAAAAGAUAUCGAAAAGUUAUGAAAUGACACGUAUACAAAGUACCUCAUAAUGAUCGUUUCAAAUACAUACUACGGCAUACUUGGAAUAAAUCAGAAAUUUUUUUCUCAUGUAAAAAUUUAGAUAAAAUGUUCUUUCUGUAUUACUUCAUCUUUUAGCGAACAUCAAAUGGGUUGCAAUCAAAGUAUACGUACUGAACCGCCACGACUAUCGCUGGACUAUUAUUUAUGCCUUCACUCUUUCUCACCAGAUGAAUUUUAUUCAAUAAAAGAUUGAAUAAUUAAAAAGUAAGAUGUUAUCUAAAUUUUUGCAAGAAGAAGAUAUUAUUUCUUCUUGGUUUGGUGACAAAGUGAUGUGCAUUUCGAGUAAUUAUUAUGAUAUAUAUAUACACACACACACACAUCUAUAUAUGUAUGCAUGUGUGUAUAUAUAUAUGUAUAUAUACGCAUCGAAAAAAAUACAUAUAUAAAGAUCUAUUUUUUCCUUCCUUCCUCCAUUUUUUUUUCUUUCACUGACUUUUAUUAACUCAUUUAUUAACUUUUACUAACUUUUAACUUUUGCGUUUGUUUGAGAAAUCGCAACAGACUUCCCGGGCGACCCAGUGUAUAUCUAUACUCAUUACUUUCAAUGUACGUACUUGCGUGCAAAUCUGAUACCCUUUAAUAAAAUCGCUGUUUUCAUAAUAGGAUUGACAUGUAAAAGUUCUUUUAACGACAUAGAUUAAAUUGUAUAAUUAUAUGAUAUGUUCACGCGGUAUUGGAAAAAAAUUUAAUUCAUACUAAUUGAUAGCUUCGUAUAUAAGUCAACGUUCGCCGCGUUAUUCAGUUAUUUAAAGGACUAAGCAAAUUGUUGAAUCGUUUGGGUGAUUGCACUUUUUUCUAUUUUUCAUAGAUAAUAUAACAUGUAUCGAAAAAUGGGGCAUUCGUGAACCGCUUCAUUUUUUCAAUAUUAUAAAACAAUUUUAAAGACGUACAUAUAUAAUUAACGAGAGGAAUCUAAAAGGGAUCGUUACCGCUAGAUUACUUCUCUCGCAUUGUUUGUACACAUUCGUGUACACUUAAAAUAUAAAAGUGACACGUUACACACAAAUAUCGGCGCUGAUCGCUCAUAUUUUUACACAUUAUAAUUAGAUUAUAGUUUUGGAAAAUGUUAGUCCAAUGUAUGUAACAACACAAUUUGUAUAGAUCUUAAAAUUUCUUACAAAAUCAUAGAAAUUUUAUUUCAUAAAAGAAUCUUGUCUUCGUGUUUUAAUUAGAUGAUUGUACACAGGACAAUAAUUUGCAUAUCAAGAGUAUUUUUACGUUAUUACUAAUCUUAAUAUUCUUCCUCUACUUAUCAUUAAUGUUAAAAUUAAUUUAAUUAUCAUAAUUAUCAUUAUUGAUAUAAAUUUAAGCUUAGAAAAGUUUUGUCUUCGUAAAAAAUUUGUUGUUUAAAUUAAAUGAUUAUUAGAGCCUUCUAAAUUGCAAAUGCAGAUUCUUACUGUAAAGUGAUUUAUCUUGGAGUUUAGUUAGAAGUAAUAAAAACUUCUUUCCUUCCCGUGUUAUUCACAAUAAAAUAGCACUUUAAUCUUUAACAUAAGACAAAAAUAAGACUAAUAGAUCAUUGAGUUUUCGAUUUGUUUAUAAUAUAAUAGCGAUGUAAAUAAUAUUUUUUUUAUUUCAUUCAUAUAAGCUUAUAUAUUAGUGUUAUGUAUUACUACUUAGAGUUGUCGAAGCGCUAAUCGCACAUAUAUUAAAAAAAAUGUUUCCGCCCCGAUGUAUAGUAGAAUGUUAUCAAUCCCGGCAAAAUUUCAAAUUAAUACAUAUAUAUUUUUGCUCUUAUUAAUAUCUGAAUUAGCAUUUCAAAGAUGAGAAUAACAGGAAGCAACGAGCAUCGUUAUAUCAAUGUUGUUUUAAUGGAAGAUCUUUUUUACUUAUAAAAACACAUCUGUAUUUCUUUAAUCUCUUAAUAACAAAAAAAUUUAUUCGACACUUGCGUAUAGUCCAUAAGUUUGAGCCGAUUGUCGAUAGAUAUUUUUCCAUUGAAGAUACUGAUAGACUUCCGUAAAGAGGAGAAGCUGUGAAAAGUUAUCGCCCUUGAAAUGUAAAAUCUAUGUAUAGCGUAUAUAUGCAUGGUUUAUGUGUCUACUAUUGUAAAUACACACUUUGAAACAAAUGCGAUAAUGUGAAAAGGAACGUAAAUUUACGUUCGAUAAGCAAGCAUAUGGUCAGGUCAUAAUACUAUCGUUCAUAAAUAUUCGCUUUAAAUCUUCGUCUCGUCGCGUUUUAAAAAGUUUAAAAAUACAUGGUUAAAUAAAUAUUUAUGAGCGGUAAAAUAAGUAUCGCGCUGCGCGACAGAAUUUUUAAGCUACUACUGCCUGCUCUGAUAUCUCGAGAUGUACACACCCAACACACACAGGUGCAUUAGCACACAUACAAUUUGCUCCUGUGCCAAAUUUAAUGACAAUAAGUUUAUUCUUUUUUAUGACACAUAAAUUUGGUUCCUAUCGCGGGAAGUUUGGAAGCUAUUUGGGGACUGCGUAAAUUGAAACGUACGCGAGAUAUUUAAUGAAACAUUGGUACAUCAGUAGUCAUACGUGUCUUAACAUUAUUUUCGUAGGAAAUGCUAGUAAGUAAAUAAGCGUUAAGACAUGUGAUACUUGGUAUACAUUUCAAUUGAAAAGAAAAAAAGUGAAGAAAAGGGAAAAAAGGACUGAUUGAAUGCAUGGAUCGUUUGUUCGUUAACGAUUCGAGAGUUAGCCGUAUAUAAUCAAUUUAAACUUCGCGUAAAAUAGAUUUUUCUGGUUUCUUUUUUAAUAAAAUAUUAUAUAUUAAUUUAUUUUAA
Molecule: messenger RNA, 7267 nt
Organism: Odontomachus brunneus
Lineage: Eukaryota; Metazoa; Arthropoda; Insecta; Hymenoptera; Formicidae
Product: lateral signaling target protein 2 homolog
Exons: 8
Coding region: 385-4221 (1278 amino acids)
Cellular component (GO): early endosome membrane
Molecular function (GO): metal ion binding
Source: RefSeq, a predicted model, not a curated record